GAGCCGUCGAACCCGCAGAACUGGUCAUGGACCCGCAAGUGGUGUCUCGUUAUGAUGGUCACUGCCAUCGGACUGCUCGUCGGCGUGGCGGCUAGCAUCGACUCGGCCGCAGCAAAGUUUGCGGCGAGCAAGUUCGGCGUGAGCGAAGAGGUGGUUGAGUUGCAGACGGCCGUCUUCCUCAUCGGAUUCGGCCUUGCCGCGCCGAUAUUUGGUCCAAUGUCCGAGAUUGGCGGGCGAAACCCGGUCUACGUCUUGACGCUCUUGAUGUUCGUCCUCUUCGAAAUCGGCUCCGCUCUUGCACCCAACAUUCAGACUAGGGUCAUCUUGCGCUUCUUUGCUGGCUUCUUUGGCAGCACGCCCCUCUCCAAUGCCGGCGGAUCGAUCGCAGACAUUGUCAACAGCCGACAACGCACGUUUGUCUUUCCGAUCUUUGCCAAUGCCGGAUUCCUGGGACCUGUUCUAGGUCCGGCCAUGGGCGGAUAUCUCGGCUGGAAAGUGGGCGAAGAGUGGUGCGAGUGGCUUGUCGCUAUCUGGGGCGCUGCCCUCUUGCUAGUGGUCCUAUGCUUCAUGCCCGAAACGUACGCGCCAACAUUGCUCAAGAUGAAGGCACAACAGAUUCGACGGGCUACAGGCGACAAGAGGUACAGAACCGCCUUAGAAAUGCAGAGGGACACCGUUCCUUUCAAACAGGCUUUCCGGCACAGCCUCGCCAUGCCAUUCCUCUACUUGAUAUACGAACCAAUCGUACUCCUCGUCUCGCUCUACAUGACGAUGAUCUACAUCAUUCUUUUUGGCAACUUCGAAGCGUACCCGGUCAUUUAUGAACCUUUCGGUCUCAAUCCCGGGGAAAUCGGUCUCACAUUCAUCUCUGUCGCCAUUGGUCUCUUUGUCACGACGGCCUUCACACCGAUCUUAUACAAGCGCUACGUGACGCUACAGAAGACUGCUCAAGACACAGCACUAGAGAAAGGUAAAAAGGACUGGGAAGAGAGACUUCCUGAGCCAGAGGAAAGGCUCGUCGUGGCCAUGCUCGGCACCUGGUUGGUGCCCAUCAGCCUCUUCUACCAGGGUUGGACCUGCUUCCCGGGCAAAGUCAGCGUUUGGGUGCCGAUCUCUUCGGGCAUUCUUUUCGGCGCUGGCAUCUUGACAUGCUUCGUCGCGAGCUACCAGUACAUCAUCGACGUCUACCAGACCGGUUCGGCCUCAGCCCUGGCCAGCCUCACCUUUACGCGCUACAUUGUGUCGGGCGGAGCUGUCAUGUUCACCACGCCCAUGUACCGCAGUCUUGGCACACAUUGGGCGCUGUCACUGCUUGCUUUCCUCAGCCUCGUCUUCAGCUUCAUUCCGUGGCUCUUUUACUUCUUCGGCAAGCGUGUCAGGACCUGGAGCCGAUACACACCACCCGUUGAGGACGAGUGAUGCCAAUCCCAUUCACACACGCCACCAUAACCUCUCAUCGCUGCCAUAUAAUACUAGAC
This is a messenger RNA of Acaromyces ingoldii, 1478 nucleotides long. Its product is annotated as MFS general substrate transporter. Gene Ontology annotation, molecular function: transmembrane transporter activity. The transcript is spliced from 5 exons. The record is from RefSeq and is a predicted model, not a curated record. Gene Ontology annotation, biological process: transmembrane transport. The coding region runs from base 52 to 1419 and encodes 455 amino acids. NCBI's taxonomy places the organism in Eukaryota, Fungi, Basidiomycota, Exobasidiomycetes, Exobasidiales, Cryptobasidiaceae.